This is a messenger RNA of Puccinia graminis f. sp. tritici CRL 75-36-700-3, 282 nucleotides long. RefSeq lists its product as uncharacterized. Bases 1 to 282 code for a protein of 93 amino acids. The record is from RefSeq and is a predicted model, not a curated record. The transcript has 2 exons. NCBI's taxonomy places the organism in Eukaryota, Fungi, Basidiomycota, Pucciniomycetes, Pucciniales, Pucciniaceae.
AUGCUCAAACACACCAGUCAACUCAUAGUUAGUUACCCAGAGGCUGACAGUAUUAGUAACUUGCGGCCGGCCUACAAGGCAAAGAAUCUCCUCAAGCUGUUUUUGGGAGUGGGUAUCAUCUGCACGUACAUCCUUCUUACCGCAAUCAGCCUGGUCCUCUGGACUAUCAAUCUAGUCCUCCUUGGCACCCAUGCUAUUCCCACCAAUGGCACCAUCUAUGGCAGGGCUGGGACAGCAAUGAUCACAAUGAUUAGCAAGAAUUAUGGGAUCCCCAUUGCCUGA